AUGGCGGCGGCGGACGGUUGGAGCUGGUUUCCAGCGUUAGCACUGGGAAGUUCUCUGCUCAAAUGUCUCUUCAUCAAAUCAUAUCAUUCCACAGACUUCGAGGUGCACAGGAACUGGUUGGCGAUCACACACAGUCUGCCGGUGUCCCGGUGGUACCAUGAGAACACCUCGGAGUGGACUCUGGACUACCCCCCGCUGUUCGCCUGGUUCGAGUUCGGUCUGUCUCAGGCGGCUCGCCACUUUGACAGAAACAUGUUGGUGGUGGAGAAUCUGAACUACGACAGUCCGGCGACCGUCCUCUUCCAGCGUCUGUCGGUCGUCUUCACUGACGUGGUUUUUAUCUUCGCUGCCAGAGAGUGCUGCAGGUGCGUUCAGGAGCAGAAAGGCUGUCGGGACGUUUUGAGCCGCCCGUCCUUCGUCCUGGCUGUUCUGCUGCUCUGGAACUUCGGCCUCCUCGUCGUCGACCACGUUCACUUCCAGUAUAACGGCUUCCUGUUUGGCUUCCUGCUGUUGUCGGUGGCGAAACACCUGCAGUCCCAACACCUGCAGGGGGCGCUGCUGUUCUCCGUCCUGCUCAACCUGAAGCACAUCUACCUGUACGUGGCUCCGGCCUACGGCGUCUACCUGCUGAGGAGUUACUGCUUCACUCAAGACAACACAGACGGCUCCGUCAGGUGGAGGAGCUUCAGGCCGCUGCGCCUCCUCGCUCUGGGCAGCAUCGUGACCUCCGUCUGCGCUCUGUCCUUCGGCCCCUUCAUCGCCAUGGGCCAGCUCCCGCAGGUCCUCUCCCGGCUCUUCCCCUUCAAGAGGGGCCUCUGUCACGCCUACUGGGCCCCCAACGCCUGGGCCCUCUACAACGUGCUGGACAAAAGCCUGGCGGUGCUCGGUGUUCGUCUGAAGCUGCUGGAGGAGGCGGAGCUUCCCCGAGCCUCCAUGACGGGCGGGUUGGUUCAGGAGUUUCAGCACGCCGUCCUCCCCUCCGUCACUCCCUCCGUCACACUCGUCUGCACGCUCGUCUCCAUCCUGCCGGCGGUGGCGUCCAUCUGGUGGCGUCCUCGCGGCGCUCGUGGCUUCCUGCGCUGCCUGCUGCUCUGCGCUCUCGGCUCCUUCAUGUUCGGCUGGCACGUCCACGAGAAGGCCAUCCUCAUCGCCAUCCUGCCACUGAGCAUCCUGGCAGUUGAGAGCAGAGAGGAUGCUGGGAUCUUCCUGGUUCUGAGCACCACAGGUCAUUACUCGCUGUUCCCGCUGCUCUUCACCCCCGCAGAGCUGCCCGUCAAAGUGCUGCUGAUGCUGCUGUUCACCGUCUACUCUUUCACCGCGCUGAGGAAACUCCACAGCGGUCGGGGGUCUCUGCUUCGUCCUCUGGAGUCCGUCUACCUGCUGGGACUGGUCGCCGUGGCGAUGGCCUGCGAGGUCGUCUUCCCUCUGUCGCCGUGGCAACAGAAGCUGCCCUUCCUGCCCCUGCUGGUGACCUCGGUGUACUGCGCCGCCGGCGUCUGCUACUCCUUCCUGCGUCUGUACGUCAGCCUGCUGCGGCGGCCGCAGGAUCAGAAGCCCAAACAGCUGUGAGACGGCAUCCUGCGCCCCAGAGGUCGCAGGUUAGAACCCCGAAAACACACCCACACCCCGAGCAAGGCACUCAGGUGCUGACUGACCAAUCAGGAGAGAGAGACUCUCCAAAAGCUGUGAGGCUCUGCCUCCGUUUUACUUCUUCUUCUUUUUCUGGAAUAUUGACAGAAAACAGCGACCGCAGGACGACGACAUGAGCCGGAAAUCACCGACGAAAAAUUACUCAAGUAUCAAUAAAUAAAUGAAUACAGGAGUGGAAACUAUGGAAAUACGUACCAAAAAUAAAAAAUUAAUACUGAAAUUAAUUUGUAAAAAUGCAUGAAUAAAUAAAUAAAUAA
This is a messenger RNA of Plectropomus leopardus (leopard coralgrouper), 1907 nucleotides long. RefSeq names its product ALG8 alpha-1,3-glucosyltransferase (gene alg8). Gene Ontology annotation, biological process: protein N-linked glycosylation; dolichol-linked oligosaccharide biosynthetic process. Lineage: Eukaryota; Metazoa; Chordata; Actinopteri; Perciformes; Serranidae. Gene Ontology annotation, cellular component: endoplasmic reticulum membrane. Gene Ontology annotation, molecular function: dolichyl pyrophosphate Glc1Man9GlcNAc2 alpha-1,3-glucosyltransferase activity. The record is from RefSeq and is a predicted model, not a curated record.